Molecule: messenger RNA, 1566 nt
Organism: Asparagus officinalis (garden asparagus)
Lineage: Eukaryota; Viridiplantae; Streptophyta; Magnoliopsida; Asparagales; Asparagaceae
Product: flavin-containing monooxygenase FMO GS-OX-like 9
Exons: 7
Coding region: 44-1417 (457 amino acids)
Molecular function (GO): N,N-dimethylaniline monooxygenase activity; NADP binding; flavin adenine dinucleotide binding
Source: RefSeq, a predicted model, not a curated record
ACUAGAAAACUGGGCAUCACAGACAAUCACCGAAGAACCAGAAAUGCACCCUGAGGAAGCCAGCUCUAAGCACGUGUGUGUGAUCGGUGCAGGACCUUCGGGGCUGGUCUCCGCAAGGGAGCUAAGAAAGGAAGGUCACUCUGUCGUCGUACUAGAGCAGAAUCAUGACGUCGGAGGGCAAUGGCUUUAUGACCCUAGAGUCGAGCAUGAAGAUGUUUUGGGUAGAUUCACUCUCUUGAGAGUCCACAGUAGUAUCUACAACUCCCUCAGGAUUAUGACUCCAAGAGAGGCUAUGGGCUACACAGACUUCCCGUUUGUGACGAAGAAAGGAAGAGAUACGAGGAGGUUUCCAGGCCAUAAAGAACUUCUUUUGUAUAUCAGAGAUUUCUGUCAGUGGUUUGGACUGCGAGAGCUGAUACUGUUCAACACUAGAGUGGAAUAUGUCGGCAUGGUGGACAUUGCAGAAACUCGAAAAAAUACAGAAUGGGUUGUCAGGUUCAGAGAAACAAAGACCGAGAAGGUCAAGGAGGAGAUUUUUGAUGCAGUAGUUGUAGCCACCGGUCAUUAUUCUCAACCUACAUUUCCAAUCAUUAGAGGAAUGGAUACAUGGACAAGGAAGCAGAUUCACAGCCAUGUGUAUAGAGUUCCUGCGCCUUUCCAAAAUGAGGUAGUUGUUGUUGUUGGGAACUCAUAUAGCGGCCGAGACAUAUCACUGGAGCUGGUGGAUGUAGCAAAAGAAGUACAUCUCAGUGCCAAAUCCCUUCAAAUCUCUGAGGGUCUCUCAAAAGUCAUUUCCAAAUAUCAAAACCUGCACAUACAUCUACAGAUAGACUCUCUUUGCGAAGAUGGAAGAGUUCUAUUUGCUGAUGGAUCUUGGGUUAUCGCUGACUCAAUCAUCUACUGCACUGGGUAUUCGUAUUCAUUCCCAUUUCUUGACACCAAUGGAAUAGUCACUAUAGAUGACAACCGAGUUGGACCUUUGUAUGAGCACACAUUUCCACCAUCACUUGCUCCAUCUCUAUCAUUUGUAGGCGUUCCAAGGAAGAUCUUAGGGCUUCCAUUCUUUGAAUCACAAGCGAAAUGGAUAGCUCAGGUGCUGUCUGGCAGAAGAAAACUACCGUCAUCUGAUGCUAUGAUGAGGGCCGUCGAGGAAUUCUAUCACUCAAGGGAAGUCGCCGGUAUACCAAAGCAUAACACACAUGAUAUCGCUGACUUUGAGUACUGUGAUAAAUAUGGAGAUAACUGUGGAUUUUCCCAUCUGGAAGACUGGAGAAAAGAACUUUGUACAGCUGCUAUACGAAGGUCCAUAGUGAACUUAGAAACUUAUCGAGACACCUGUGACGAUCAUGAACUAAUUCAGUUGGCACAUCAAAGCCCUCACUUCACACAGCUAGACCCUGAUGUUCUUGCCCUCUGAAGGACCGCAUGAUCUUCAAGAAUUAUUUGAUUACGUUAAAUCUUUUCCUUUUUGUCAUCAGUUACCUGCAAUAUGCAUUUGAGUUUCCCUGUAGAGACAAUGUAAUAAAACAGAUAAAAGAUCAAAAUGCAGUGUAAGUCAGAUUUCAU